Molecule: messenger RNA, 348 nt
Organism: Clonostachys rhizophaga
Lineage: Eukaryota; Fungi; Ascomycota; Sordariomycetes; Hypocreales; Bionectriaceae
Source: the annotation of a GenBank genome assembly
AUGCAGCUCCCCCUCAUCAACGCCGUCAUUGCCUUUGGCCUCAUCAGCACUGGGUUGGGUGCCGGCAUUCCCACCGCUCCGGGCGAAUCCCCUUCAUCGGAAAUCAUCGAUGGAUUGAAGCCCAUAUCCGCCCAGGCUUGCUACUACGAAAAAGCUGUUGGCUGCAGCAAGGGAGGGCACUGCUUCAGGCAGUGUGGCGAGCCCAAGGGUAACGGGAAUUGGUGCUGGACCGUUACUUCUUCUAACGGGUGGAAGAAAUGCAAGAAAGACGCAUCAACGACAGAUGCAGCAGCGGGGAUUGCAAGGAUUGCGGUUGCAGCUGUUAAUACCCAUGAAUGCGGCUGGUAA